AUGUCAAGCACCAAUUUUCGCCUGGAAUCGUUUCGUCCAUGGAAUCCUUUCCAAGACAGAGCUCAGCCAUUGCGCGAUCCACGCGGUACUCGUCGCUACCCAAGUCCGGUUUCGAUCACUACCACCCCGCCAAGCUCCAAUAAUAGCGUGCAUGGCCCAAAGAGCCAAAAGAUUCAUUCCCACAAACCUGAGCGACACCCCCUUCCUGCCCGCCCGCCGACGGAGGUCUGCUUAGAUGGGUUGCAUUCGGAGACUCAAACCACUCGACGAGAGUCGGAGGGCCUGGGUCAGACACUUUCCGCUGUGAGUGACCCAGAGCCUCUCAAUUUCAAGAAUAUUCCACAGCCACAAAACAUAGUUGGUGCCGAUGAAGCCGUUUCUACAGGUUUUGCCGAUGAAUUGCACUGGGAAACAGAGCAUCAUUUCCUCGACUUCGGAUUGGAUGACUCGCGUCCUGUCGAUUUUGCCGGCCGGCGUUCCCAAAUUGUUGAUCUUGGAAUCCCUACUCAAAAUGGAGAGCUUCCAAAUUUUGAAACUAUCGAUCCUGCAAUCCUGAAUGACCAUGCAUCUGCGGUCGCCGAACAGGCUCAGAGAACUAUGAGUAUCGCCGGCAUCGCAACGCAUCCGGAAGAAUUCCCCGCGGAGUCCAUUCGCUCUCAGAACAAAGUCUCGUCCCUCCAACACAGACGGAAUUCAAAGGGAAUGGUGGAUACUGACUGCCAAACCUCAAAAGUAAAAAAAGGGUCGGGUUCGAGACAAAGGCAUACAAGAAAUGGUUCUGCUCGACCCAAGAAAGGUUCCGGUCAUUGUCAGAGCAUUUCUUUCCCUACAGUUCGUGCCCAUUUUUCGGCCCUUUCAGUCGAAGACCGACUACAGUUCCUGUCCUGGCUUUUUGAGGGUGCGUUGACUCGUUGCUCUUCCGCGCCCUCCAGCGCUGCUGGUGCUUCUCCAUCAAGCCAAUGUGACGAAAUAACCGACGACUGUGAUCACAUGAGCUUGAACACUCAGGUGGUUGACGCGGAUCAUACCUCUUUGAGGAAGGGACUACCGUGGUCUGUGGAAGAAGAUCACCUUUUGAUAAAGCUAAGAGACAAGCAAAACCUCGCUUGGCCGGAGGUGGUCAAGCAAUUUUCACGAGAAUUCCCCGGGCGGAGCGAGGGAUCAAUGAAAGUUCACUGGAGCACAGCGCUGAAGGAAAAAAGGCGAUCUUACCCCCUUGUUCUUAUUCCUUGA
Penicillium brevicompactum is the source of this 1233-nucleotide messenger RNA. RefSeq lists its product as uncharacterized. Bases 1 to 1233 code for a protein of 410 amino acids. The transcript has a single exon. Lineage: Eukaryota; Fungi; Ascomycota; Eurotiomycetes; Eurotiales; Aspergillaceae. The record is from RefSeq and is a predicted model, not a curated record.